This is a messenger RNA of Saccharomyces eubayanus, 393 nucleotides long. RefSeq names its product mitochondrial 37S ribosomal protein mS41 (gene FYV4). Bases 1 to 393 code for a protein of 130 amino acids. NCBI's taxonomy places the organism in Eukaryota, Fungi, Ascomycota, Saccharomycetes, Saccharomycetales, Saccharomycetaceae. The transcript has a single exon. Gene Ontology annotation, cellular component: mitochondrion. The record is from RefSeq and is a predicted model, not a curated record.
AUGAUGUCUCUACGAAUGAACAACGGCCUCCCCAUGCUCUUGAAGAGGUCACUGACUACUUCUAAAGCUGCGUAUCGGUUUCAUUCAACCAUCCCUAAACCAAACGAACAGAUACCUGAUGUCGAUACAUUUCUAGCCAAAAUCGGCCGUAAUUGUAACGAACUGAAGGACACAUUUGAGAACAACUGGAAUAAUCUUUUUCUAUGGGAUUCCAAGACAUUAAAGGAAAAAGGCGUGAAUAUCCAACAGAGGAGAUAUAUCUUAAACCAAAUCCAGAAAUACCGUAACAAUGAACCCAUCCGUGAGAUAAAAUUGGGCAAGAAGUCAUUUUUUGGCGGUGAGAGGAAGAGAAAGGCAUUUACUGCUAAAUGGAAGGCUGAAAAUAAGCAGUAG